AGGAUUAGAUAGAUGCAAACGAAACCUUCCAAUACCAAACAUAGAGUAGAAGUUGACCUUCAAAAGAAAUUGGGAGAACGAAAUCACAAGUGUCCCACUUUGGAAAGAGAAUACAAACCCAUUGCAGUUCCUUUAAAAAAUGAACUGAAGCUCCGAGGUUUGAUCAGAAACGACACAACAGGGAUGAGUGCCAACAAACUGGCAUCUUCCACGCAUUUCCACCCAAUUCCAUUGUUAGUAAGAAACUCUCUUCAAGGGGUAAACAGCUCCACCACUAUCCAGCCACACCCACCUUUCAAACCAAAAGGACCCUCCAUUUGGGCCACAAAUCUCAUCAAAUCAUACUUCGACAAAGGCCUAACCAAAGAAGCUCGCAACCUGUUCGAUGAAAUGCCUGAAAGAGAUGUGGUUGCCUGGACUACCCUGAUUGUUGGGUUUACUUCUUGCAAUCACUAUGCCCAAGCGUGGGCUGUGUUCUGCGAGAUGAUGAGGAGUGAAAUUGAGCCAAAUGCCUUCACUAUGUCCAGUGUUCUUAAAGCUUCCAAAGGUAUGGAGGCUCUUUCAUGUGGGGCUUUGGCUCAUGGGUUGGCGACUAAGCUUGGUAUCGACAGGUCAAUGUACGUUGGGAAUGCGCUCUUGGACAUGUAUGCUACUUGUGCUACCAUGGAUGACGCAUUGACUGUGUUUAAUGAUAUUCCUCUGAAGACUGCUGUGUCAUGGACUACUUUGAUUGCAGCGUUCACUCAUAGAGGUGAUGGUUAUAGUGGGCUUCAAGUCUUCAGGCAAAUGUUGCUGGAAGAUGUUGAACCAAACUCAUUUAGCUUUUCCAUUGCGGUUAGAGCUUGUGCUUCGAUUGGUUCGUCUUCGUAUGGAAAGCAAAUACAUGCAGCAGUCACCAAAUACGGUCUCCACUCUGAUGUUCCAGUAAUGAACUCCAUACUUGACAUGUAUUGCAGGUGUAACUGUUUAUGCGAUGCAAAAAGAUGCUUUGGUGAAAUGACUGUAAAGAAUUUGAUAACAUGGAACACCUUGAUAGCAGGGUACGAAAGGUCAGAUUCCAGCGAGUCUCUACGUUUGUUUUCGCACAUGGGGUGCGAAGGUUACGAACCGAACUGUUUUACAUUCACAAGUGUUACAGCUGCUUGUGCCAAUUUAGCAGUCUUAAGCUGUGGACAGCAGGUUCAUGGCGGAAUUGUUCGCAGAGGAUUUGACAAGAGUGUGGCAUUGAUCAAUGCACUUAUCGAUAUGUACGCAAAGUGUGGAAAUGUAAAUGACUCACACAAACUCUUCAGUGAUAUGACUCAAAGAGACUUGGUUUCGUGGACUACCAUGAUGAUUGGGUAUGGAGCACAUGGGUAUGGAAAAGAGGCCAUUAAGUUGUUCGACGAAAUGGUUCGAAGCAGAAUUCGACCUGAUCGGAUAGUGUUCAUGGCAGUUCUAAGUGCUUGUAGCCAUGCUGGACUUGUGGAUAAGGGACUAAUAUAUUUCAGAUCAAUGCUGGAGGAUUACAGACUUAACCCCGAUCAAGAGAUCUACGGGUGUGUUGUGGACUUGCUUGGUCGCGCUGGGAGAGUUGAGGAAGCUUUUCAACUUGCCGAGAGCAUGCCAUUCGAACCUGACGAGUCUGUUUGGGGUGCCCUCUUGGGAGCUUGUAAAGAAUAUGAACUUUCAAAUCUAGGAAACUUGGCAGCUCAGAGAGUACUGGAUAUGAGGCCAAAUAUGGCGGGGACGUAUCUGUUGCUGUCGAAUAUAUAUGCAGCUGAAGGCAAAUGGAACGAGUUCGCCAAAAUGAGGAAGCUGAUGAAAGGGAUGGACAACAAGAAAGAAGUGGGUAAGAGUUGGAUUGAAAUUAGAAAUGAAGUUUAUAGUUUUGUGGUUGGAGAUAAGAUGGGCCCUCACAUAGAGUGGGUGCAUAAAGUUCUGGAAUUACUGAUUUGGCAUAUGAAAGAUGAUGGGGAUGUGACAGAUUUGAAAUACUUAGUUGAAUAUCUAGAAGGGACUUGAUUCAGAACAUGAACGAUGGGAAAAGGCCACAUGAAACAAAGAGGGGAGUUCUGGAAUAUCAUCUGCUCCCUUUUCCAAAAACAUCAUUGUUGAUGCGAUCAAAACAAGAAGACGAAAAUAAUAUUAUCAACCAAUGAGAGAACCCUCCUCAUAGAAGUAAAUUUCUGUGCAAAUUCAGUAUAGAGGAGGAGACGAAACCGUGCCACCGAUACUAGAAAGAGGUUCAUAAUGACGGGGCGAUAUCCUUUUAUGUUGAGAACAUCUCAACUUGCAGAGAUGGAGAUGAUGCAAGCCAACAUAAUGAUAAUGCUGAUGGCACCUUGCUCUCCUUAUAGAGAUCCUCAAAGGUACAAAUGCCCUUUCAUACAAUACAAUACAAUUCCAAUGAAUGCACUUAUGAGCUGAACCCAGCAUGAAGGAACGUGUUCUUCUUCUUCUUUCUUAUUUAUUUAUUUAUUUUUGCUGUACGAUCAAUAUAAUACCAGCAAG
This is a messenger RNA of Momordica charantia (bitter melon), 2493 nucleotides long. It is a transcript of the gene PGN, whose product is annotated as Tetratricopeptide repeat (TPR)-like superfamily protein. Gene Ontology annotation, biological process: RNA modification. NCBI's taxonomy places the organism in Eukaryota, Viridiplantae, Streptophyta, Magnoliopsida, Cucurbitales, Cucurbitaceae. Gene Ontology annotation, molecular function: protein binding; RNA binding. The record is from RefSeq and is a predicted model, not a curated record.